Molecule: messenger RNA, 1791 nt
Organism: Akanthomyces muscarius
Lineage: Eukaryota; Fungi; Ascomycota; Sordariomycetes; Hypocreales; Cordycipitaceae
Exons: 2
Coding region: 1-1791 (596 amino acids)
Biological process (GO): carbohydrate metabolic process; N-glycan processing
Cellular component (GO): Golgi membrane; endoplasmic reticulum
Molecular function (GO): calcium ion binding; mannosyl-oligosaccharide 1,2-alpha-mannosidase activity
Source: RefSeq, a predicted model, not a curated record
AUGUUCCUGGCCCCUCGCCGCUAUGUCCGCUCCAUCGUUGGCGGCUUGGUCAUAUUUGGCAUCAUCUACUAUGUCCUCAACACGGUGCCGCAGGUCGGCGACGCGGCGCACCAUGUUAGCCUCGACCGUUUUAUGAACACCGACUCUGGCCCGCCCGUCAUUUUCAAGAAGAGCAGCUUCGACUGGAGCCAGGUCAAGCACAAGUAUCUGCCGCCCGACAGUGUGACCCCGCUACCAACGGACAACGCCCGAGCCCUGCCCAAGGUUCAGCACGUCUUUGGCCAAGAAUCGCCGCAAGCCGCGCAGGUCCGCGAGAAGCGACGGGCUGCUGUCCGCAAGGUGUUUCAGGAUGACUGGAAAAACUACAAACAGUUUGCCUGGAAAAUGGAUGCCCUGAACCCCAAAUCCGGCACCGGCAAGAACCAGUUCUCUGGCUGGAUGGCCACUCUCGUUGACGGGCUCGACGCUCUCUGGAUGUUGGGGCUAAAGGAGGAAUUCGAGGAGGCGCUUGCUGUUGUUGCUGAGCUUGACUUCGGCAGGUCGACUGAUUAUCGCGUCAAUGUCUUUGAAACCACCAUUCGAUACCUUGGCGGCUUCCUCGCAGCGUACGACUUGAGCAAGCGAGAAGUCCUGCUUAAGAAAGCUGUAGAGCUCGGCGACAUGCUCUACUCGGCGUUCAACACCGAGCAUCGCUUUCCAGUGGAUUUUAUGAACUUUGAGUCCGCCAAGCUCGGCACGGGCUUGAGUCUGGAGCAAUGGGUCGUCUCUGCUUCUCCCGGUACACUGUCACUUGAGAUGACAAGACUUUCGCAAGUGACUGGUGACCCCAAGUACUACGACGUCGUCAACCGACUCAUGGAGCUUUUCAGAGAUCAGCAAAACUCGACCAGGAUCCCUGGACUGUGGCCGAUAUGGAUUUCGCUCGCCAAUAAAAACACCAAUAGCCGCGAAAGCUUCACCCUUGGUGGCAGCGCUGACUCUCUUUACGAAUAUUUGCCCAAGAUGCACGCCCUGCUUGGUGGCGGCAACCCCAUGUACGCUGAAAUGACCAAAGGCUUCUUGGCAGGUGCGAAGAAGGAACUCUUCUUUCGCCCCAUGCUGCCCGGUGGCGAGGAUAUUCUGAUUUCUGGUAAUGCAAAGGUAUCAGACAGCGGCGACGUGGAUUUUGACCCAGAGAGUGAGCACCUCACAUGUUUUAUCGGAGGCUCCGUUGCUCUAGCCGGAAAGUUGUUGGAAACCCCGGAAGAUGUUACAAUUGGGGCCAAGCUCGCAAAAGGCUGCGCCUACGUCUACCAUUCUUUUGACAGCGGCGUCAUGCCCGAGAGAUACAACAUGGUACCCUGCGAGCCCAAAAUCACCGACAAGUGCCCAUGGGAUGAGAAGCGUUGGGAGGAAGGCACAAAGGCCCGAAGAGAAUACAAGGAGAUUUUGCCAAAGGGUUUUACCACCGCAAAAGACCCUCGCUACCUGCUGCGCCCAGAAGCAAUCGAGAGCUUGUUCUUACUCUAUCGCAUGACGGGCGACACCGAGUACCAGGAGUCUGCAUGGAAGAUGUUUGAGUCUAUCGAAAGGCACUCGCGCACAACGCAUGGCCACGCGGCCAUCCUCGACGUUGUCACUGUUUACGAUGAGGCUUCUAGACAAAAGAAUCUGGAAGAUUACAUGGAGAGCUUUUGGUUUGGAGAGACGCUCAAGUACUAUUAUCUCAUCUUUUCUCCACCUGAUCUUAUUGAUUUGGAUCAGUAUGUCUUGAAUACAGAGGCGCAUCCAUUCAAGAGGCCAGUGGUAUAA